This is a messenger RNA of Ananas comosus (pineapple), 2280 nucleotides long. RefSeq names its product nephrocystin-3. Gene Ontology annotation, molecular function: protein binding. The transcript is spliced from 10 exons. The record is from RefSeq and is a predicted model, not a curated record. Gene Ontology annotation, cellular component: chloroplast. Bases 64 to 1722 code for a protein of 552 amino acids. NCBI's taxonomy places the organism in Eukaryota, Viridiplantae, Streptophyta, Magnoliopsida, Poales, Bromeliaceae. Gene Ontology annotation, biological process: chloroplast organization.
AAUGCUUUAUUAUCAGCGUCGUUAUCGUCUCCAACCGAGCCGAGCUCCGAGAAGCGCCGCGCCAUGGCCGCGUCUCUCCUCCACCUCUCACCCCUCCUCCUGUCCCCUCCAAGUUUCAGAGUCCCUCGUCGAUCCUCGAAUGCCGAUAUUGGGGUUUUUGUGAGGUGUGGAGUGUUGGGAGCACAAAGAGAUGGAUCUUUGAAGCUCCGUUAUGCUUAUAGGGAGGAGAGCGUUCCUUUCUCUAAGGAGGAGAAUUCACAAAGCAGAUCAAAAUUGCCUGAUAAGGCAUACACUGACAUGGACAGUAUGGGCGAGUUUGAGAGACAGCUUCAAGAUUUCUUUGUUGAGAUUAAAAGCCAGCUUGAAAUGGGUAAUAAAGAUGAUGCCAUUGACCUACUUCGAGCAAAUUAUGAAUCAGUGAGGGAACAAAUAGAAGAUGGUUUAAGAGGCAUAGAGCAAGCUGCUACUCUAGACAUCAUAGCGUUAGGAUAUAUGGGCGUGGGUGACUUCAAAAUUGUUGAACAUCUUUUAGACACGUUGGAUGAGAUUGUGAGCAUGCUGAAUGAUGAUGUUCCACUAGUGGAUUCAAUACUGGUGCAUAUGGGCAGUAUGUUCACCGCUUUAUGCAAGUUUGAGGAUGCUCUUCAUGCAUAUGAAAGGAGUCUGAAAAUUUUAGAGGUGUACUUUGGAAACCAGAGCCCUUUUCUCAUACUACCACUUAUGGGCAUUGCAAAGGUGUUGAGAUCAAUUGGAAGAUCUACUAAAGCUAUAGCAGUCUAUCAGCGAGCUGUUGAUAUCUUGGAAAAGAAGAGAGGAAUGGGAAGUGAGGAGCUUGUCGUACCUUUAUCUGGCCUCGGCAAUUUGUUGCUUAGUGAAGGAAAGGCAGUAGAGGCUGAAAAUUGCUUUAGCAGAAUUUUAGAGAUAUAUAAAGAAGCAUAUGGAGAGAAUGACGGAAGGACUGGGAUGGCUAUGUCUUCAUUUGCACACGCUCUCUGUGCAAAAGGUAAUGUAGAGGAAGCUAUUGAUAUGUACAAAAGAGGCCUCCAAGUUAUCAAGAAUACAAAUUACAUGGCUUUGGAUGACAGUCUUCUUGAGAAGAUGAGGGUUGACUUGGCAGAACUGCUCCAUGUGUCAGGAAGGGAACAGGAGGGAAGAGAGCUACUACAAGAAUGCUUGGUGAUCACCGAAAGAUUUAAAGGGAUUGAACAUCCCAAUUCAGUGACACACCUUCUGAAUCUCGCCGCCUCGCAUUCUCGUUCAAAAAAUUUUGUGGAGGCAGAGCGCCUACUGAGGACAUGUUUGCAUAUUAUGUCGAAAUCAGUUCGCCCAGAUGAUCAAUCUAUAACCGUCCCUAUGUUACACCUUGCUGUUACUCUGUACAAUCUAAAUCAGGAUCAAGAAGCUGAGAGUCUGGCUCUAGAAGCUGUAAGAAUACGGGAGGGUUCAUUUGGAGAAGAAUCUCUUCCAGUGGGUGAAGCUCUCGACUGCCUAGUCUCCGUUCAGGCAAGAUUGGGAAAGAACGAUGGUGAUAUAUUGUGCAAUCUGAAAAGGAUUUUGAGCAUCCAAGAGAGAGAGUUGGGUUACGAAAGCGAAGAAGUAAUGCUCACUCUAAAGAAAAUCGUAUUCUAUUUGGAUAAAAUGGGGAAGAAGGAUGAGAAGUUACCUAUUCAGAGGAGGUUAUCCAUGCUUAAGACCAGAUAUAAGCAAAAUGUUCCAAUUUAAGAGACGCUAAAAAUCCUCUGUGCGAUGACUCUGACAGGGUUUGGAACUGUGUUUGGUCUCUCACAAUGAAGAUCCAUUGCGCGAUGAAUGCAAAUGCUAAACUACAAAGGUCGAGGACGAAGCUCCAUUGUUCGCAAAUAUCGUGGCAUCGACGGUCGCUGAUGCCUCGUUUGUCUUUUUCACAACAAAAUUAGCAGAUGUAUAACGCAGCCUGAAUUGUAAUGCCAUUCUGUAUUCUUAUCUAUGUCGGCAAGCCAGCUGAGUUUUUCAGUAAACGUGAUUAUGUUUCCCAGAGUCAAGACGGUAUAUAAUCGUGGCUUGUGUGCGCAGUUCUCAUCUGAAUUAUUUUCGGGCCUGUAAUUUUGAAGCUUGACGGAUCAAGUCGGCGGGCCAACGACAUUCGUUUAUCUUCUAGUAGGGCGAAAACAGAUCGGAUACGGUCGGAAAGUUGUCGAAAUUAUGUCUGUAUUUUUUUGUUUUAUUUGAAGCAUAAGGAUAUGUAUUAUUGGAUGUUGAAUUUUUGUUACUAUAAAUUGAGAUGUUCUUUUGGAAUUCAAA